UUAUUUUUAAAUCUCAGCCCAGAAGUCGGACCGGUCCGGUUGGAUCGAUCUACCCGUUGCAACCCGCCGGUCCCCUCUAUAUGAGUACGAAGCUCGAACUUGAGCUUUCUCAAAAAGGGAAUACUCACUACACAGCGUUCGAAGAGGAUGAGUUGCAGCCCCGAGCUAUCGCGACUCUGUUCGCUGAUCAAAGACGUUCUCCGUCCGUACGCGGAGAAGGAUUCUGUUGAGUUAACCAAAGAUGAAGAAAAAGAUCUUCUUAUUACUCUGUCUAAGAUUUCUAGAGAAAUUCAGCGUUGGGGAGAUGAAAUCGAGUCCGACUCCGACAAUGAAACUGUGGCGAAUCAUGUUUUUGAUGUUAAAUGCCUCCCUGAAUUGGACUCACCUUCUGGAGGACAUAGCUGCCUGGUGGAGAUUGUAUCUGUUGUGGUAAUCUUUUUGAAAGUAGGAAGUCAAUAUAUUAAACAUCUGGCAGGGAAUCUUCUUGUGGUCAUCUCCAAGUUUAUUGCUAAAGCUGGAAGCAAACAGGGUGGAUUUGCUUAUUUGUUAUGCGUUUGCUUAGAAGUCGCAAUCUCCAACAAUCUUUCAUCCUUAAUGGUGUCAUCAACCUCUAGGGCCACAGAUUCAGAGUGUAAUACAUCGAGUUUCAUUUUAAUUUUACGUUCAAGACUAGAAAAUGCGAAUUGGCAUACAGUAGCUGGUCUUUUAAGAGUUUUACGUAAUAUUAUGAAAUACUUGAAGCAAAGCAAUGAUGGUGAUCUUUUAGAAGUAUACAUGCAUUCUAUCUCAAAUGUGUGUUGGGAACUAUUGAGUGAGAUUCAUGUUGGUCAGACUAGUGAAGUGCAGAUAAGCUCUGCUGGAAUUGCUUUACCGCCCAGGAAUGUUUGUUCUCCGGAGUCCAGGUUUUUGUUUCUUGGAGGCCUACUUCAACUUUUCUGUUCUCUGGUUGAGCAAAAUGGUUUGGUGGAAGCCAAAGGUGUUCUUUAUAAGAUCUUUUGCCUUGUCCCUAGGCUCUUAAAUUGGUGUUUCUACAAGCAGGAGAUUUUUAACAACGCUCGCAUUUAUCAAUACAUGAGGCACAAGAUGUUGAUGUUAAUGAUCAGGCUUAGCUUCCAAAUUAAUUGGGAAUAUUCCACGCUUGUUUUGUGGUUGGAAUUGCUUCAUACAUAUUUUGAAGACCUUAUACUACUUCCUAUCUCUGCUCGUGAUGCUCUUUUUGAUGAUUGUGUAGAAGGAUCUCCGUUUAUGGCAAGUGUUCCCAAUGUAGACAUAUAUAGAAUAAGCACUCGCCACUUACAGAGACAGGCUAUCUUUCUCUUCCUUAAAUGUUCCCUCAAUUUGAUCUCCUUUGGUCAAGAAACUGAGAAGGAAUGUGCUUGGCCGAUUUCAAAUUAUUGUUUGACCUUUGAAUCACAACCUGACCUCGAAAGUUUCUAUCGAAAGAAGGGUCUGUCAGAACUUUCUGAAUGGCUUAAUGUGCACCUGCCUUUGGAAGCAUAUAAAAGCUAUCCAAUGUACUUGGAAAAAUGUAACAUCUUCGCCAUAUCCUUCCUCCAGCUAUAUAUAGAUGAGGAUGAUUUAUUAUUUGAAGUGCUCUUGCAACUGUUGACGCUUCGCUUUCUUGCUGAGCAAUUCGAUUGCAGUGAUGGAUACAAGGCUUUUGGGGAGGUGAGCGGAGAUAUCCUCUUUCAUCUUUCAAGCGUUUUUAACCCGAUACACCUUUUCCAUAUAUUUCUUGCUGAGUUACACUAUGAUCACCAAGUGCUUCUUGAUUACCUUAUUUCGAAAGAUACCGGAGUUAAUUGUGUGCAAUACCUUUUAAGGUGCUUCCGUACAAUUUUUAAAUCAUGGCAUAUUUUUGUGAAAUUUUCGGGGUGUGGGAGUGAGAUAAGCCAGCCAUCUUGCAAGAAAAGGAAGAUCAUCCUAGACAGUCAAGAUUCUAGUGGGAAAGUUGAUCUUCUAUGUGGUGAAACUCCUGUGGCACUUGACAGGGACCAGAAGAGAAACCAUGAUGCUGCCAGAAAGCCAUAUGAUGAGAUGCCAAAGCCUUUCAAAAAUGCCAAAGACUGUCUUCUAUCCUUGAAAGGAUCCAUGAAAAAUCUUCAUCAGAAGAAUUUGUUUCCAUAUAAUCCAACAGCACUUCUGAGAAGCUUCACGAGAUUUGAAGAGCUCUGCCAUCGGAAGAACGAGCAAGUUUUACACUUUCGAUGCAUGACCUAGUAACUUAUGCCUGACCAAUCUCGAUCACCAUCAAUUUAUUCGCAUGAUCAUACAAAGGGGCAGUCCAAAACUCAGCUCAGCUUUGCUCAUCUAUAGCCUUAAUCACUCUACAAGUGCUGCAUAUUGCAGGGGUUGUUGCUUGGAGCAAUGGUAAAGGGCUCUUUCCGCCUGCGUAGUGGUGCGGGUUCGAGUCCUGGGAACCAGCCUCUCCGUAAAGGGGGGAGGCAAGUGAAGCAUAUUGCUGAGUUGUGGAGAAGCGAUCGUUUAGCUGCUGGAAACCAGCUUAGGCUUGCCUGCAAAACACCUAAAUGGCUUCUUCAAAGAGCAAACCAGUUUUUUCCAUCUUGAUCACUACUCUCCAGGCCCCUCACCUCAUCUUGCUCUUGGUGUUGGCUGAUACAAGGACAAUACCCUCACCGUUCUUGUGCAGGAUGACAUGGGCAUCUGAAAGUCUAAGCACAAGAUGGAUGGUGAGUGGGUGAGGUGAAGCCCCAUCCCUGAUUCUUAUAUCAGCAAUGUCGGUUACAUUAUUCCGGUACGGAGCAACGUACAAAAGCGUGGAUCACAGUGAUGCGGAAGCGUUUGGAGCAGCUGGUAGAUGAGGGGGAUAAAAAACCACCUGUCAAGUACAGGGAAUAUAACUGGGGGAAGUUCUUCAGUACAGCUUAGCAAUUUCAAGAAGCUUGACAUAUAAAACAUCCAGAUUAUUUAAUUCAAGGUAACUUGAAUAAGUACCGCAUCUACCAUAUCAUGCCAAUAUCAAGGCAUAUAAAUCUCAAUUUGAAAUAUAGCUAAAAUAAGAAAUAGAACAUGUCCUAGAUUUGGACACUUGAGAUUUCUAGUUUUCUACUGGACCGUUUUGUCAGUCAUCUUUUUUAAGUUACUUCUUUUAUAUUUAUGAUUCUAGGUUUUGGAUUGUUAAUUAGUAGAUAGGAGUUGAUUAAUAAUGAAUUGGAUGCCAAGCCAUACCAUGAGCAAUUGAGCAUAGAAAGAUGAGCAAUGGAUCUGAGUCCAUUUUCAGCUA
Messenger RNA from Macadamia integrifolia, 3244 nucleotides. RefSeq lists its product as uncharacterized. The record is from RefSeq and is a predicted model, not a curated record. Lineage: Eukaryota; Viridiplantae; Streptophyta; Magnoliopsida; Proteales; Proteaceae. Bases 148 to 2220 code for a protein of 690 amino acids. The transcript is spliced from 15 exons.